UUGAGAUCGGCCCACCACACCUCAGACUCUAACGCCGCCGCGUCUUCCUCUCUUCUCCAUGGACGAUUUGAGUAGCCGCCGCCGCCGGUUUCGCCGGCACUUGCUGUCGUCGAAAGGGGAAGAAGACUACCUGAGUAAUCUCCCGGACGAGCUUCUCAGCCACAUCCUUUCCUUCCUCCCCACCCUCGACUCCAUCCGCACCUCUGUUCUGGCCCGCAGAUGGCGUCACGUCUGGACUUCCGUCCCCGUCAUCGACUUCUCCUACCUCCAGCUAAAACCCACCAUGAUCAAGCGCUUCUUCGCUUCCCGCGGCGACGAAUCUGCUUCUCGUCUUCGCCUAUCCGGACCCUCGUUCGAUUGUGAUUUCAAUUGUGAAUCCAGCAUGAGUCGUGACACCCUCGUCUGCACGAUGGUCGACUAUGCCAAAUCCCACGAUGCCCGCCACGUGACUCUCCUCCGGUUCUUCUUUCAGUAUCUCAGCGAUUGUUUUUUCGACCAACUGUUCGAUUGGCCGUCGCUCGAAUCCCUGGAUAUGGAAGUCGUCGGCUGUAAGAAUCGCACAUUAUUUAACUUUUCCAAAUCCAUCGUCUCCUUCAGAUUGAGCAAUCUCAAGACACUUUCCCUCGCACUCGGCCAAAAUGCUAUUCAUGACGAGAGCUUAGCGAAACUACUCUCGGCCUGCCCUGUUUUGGAAGACCUAACAUUGAGUGCAAAAUUUUUCCGAGCCGCACACCGACCCAUUCAAAUAGAAGCUCCAAAUCUUCUCCGAUUGACUCUGAUUCCUACUCCAUCCAAGCUCCAAAUCAACUGCCAGAAACUCGAAUACCUAAGCCUAAAGUCCGACGCCAAUUUGACGCACUUGCAUAUCGAAGCACCCUCCUUGAUCUCUGUUCGAUUAUACAAUAUUUGGCGCUUUAGAACAUUUGUUCAGACGCUCUGCGAUGUGACUACGGUAGCUAUAACUUUGUCAGAUAAAUGUCUUUCAGACUCUACUCCGAGAUUCUUGGAAAAAUAUAAGGCCGCGGUCCAAGGACUUCCCAUCUUUCACAAACUGCUCGAGUUGAAGAUCAAAAUGUAUGUCGCAGAAAAGUUCAGCUUGGACAUCGUAUUUGAUCUUCUUCGAUGCACGCCGAAUCUGCAGUCGCUCGUUUUAACUGAGUGCGAAAAGAGACCGUGUGAUGAUGAGGAUUUCGACAAGUGGGAGAAGAAUUCAUCAUCAAGGACUAAUCAGCCUCUGGAGCAUCUGAAAAGGAUUUCGAUGAAUAUCAAAAGUGAAAGAAUCCGGUCGGCAUUUAUAGAGACGCUAUCAGAGACAGUUCCAGCGUGGGAUCGAGUAGCAGUCACCUGCUAAAUCUGAAUGAUUUGUUAGUUUCACAAGAAUGUAACUUCACGUACAGCCAUGUGAACUGUUUGAAAACAAACUCUCGUCAUCUUUAAUUUUGGUACUAUUUAUCAAUUUCAGAGACCGUGUGAUGAUGAGGAUUUCGACGAGUGGGAGAAGAAUUCUUCAUCAAGGAUUAAUGAAACCCUUGGAACGUCUGAAAAGGGUUUUGGUGAAUAUCAAGAGUGAAAGAAUCCGGUCGGCAUUUCUAAAGACGCUAUCAGAAAGAGUUCCAGCGUGGGAUCGAGUGGCAGUCACCUGCUAAAUCUGGAUUCAAUCAAACAAAGAUGUUGAAGGUGAAUAAUGGAGCAGAAUGUAUGUCAAUGGAGCCACUUCUUUUUCUACAACAGUGUGAUGGAUGAUCAAUUUCUCACCAGCAAACUGGAGACAGCUUAU
This is a messenger RNA of Zingiber officinale, 1777 nucleotides long. Its product is annotated as putative F-box/LRR-repeat protein At5g02930. The transcript has 3 exons. The record is from RefSeq and is a predicted model, not a curated record. The coding region runs from base 59 to 1351 and encodes 430 amino acids. Gene Ontology annotation, molecular function: protein binding. Lineage: Eukaryota; Viridiplantae; Streptophyta; Magnoliopsida; Zingiberales; Zingiberaceae.